CGGCUUUCCCUUUGGUGAAUUAGACGCCCUUCACAUCAUUAGCACGCACAAACAUGGCGGGAAAACAUCUGAAGAGAAAUCGAGGCUCCGGUGAACCUUCUGAGAAGGUGGCAUUGUUUCCAAGAAGAUAUUCCGAUGACAUGGCCAAGAAGUGUUGUGUGAGAUGCAAACAGGCCAUAAGGAGACAUAUUUUUCUGAUCCUAAUCUUUACGGCUAUGGCUGUCGGCAUUGGUCUCGGAACAGGUCUCCGCCACGUGGAGCCACCGUUCACUUCUCGUCAAAUCUCGUACUUGCGGUUUCCUGGAGAUUUGUUCCUGCAGAUGUUGGAGAUGCUACUGAUACCUCUAAUCGUCUCCAGUUUGAUUACCGCCACUACAUCCCUUAAUCCCAGCUCCUCCUGUAAGAUGGGAGUUGUCUCCCUUGUUUAUUACCUCUCUACCACCACCCUGGCGGUAAUUAGUGGAAUUAUUCUGGCUCUCAGUAUACAACCAGGAGCUACGCAAUAUGAUGACGGUGGUGACGUAGGUAUUGACGUCACAACCAGUAACCACUCGUCUGGUUCCGAGACGAAAACCAUCGACACUCUUUUGGAUUUAGUUCGAAAUCUGUUUCCAAACAAUAUUAUCGAAGCAUCUUUUCGAAGGCUAACCACAAAGGAAGUGUCACGGAGGGUUCAAAUCAGUAAUACGACACAGGAGACAGUGACUGUCUAUGAACCUAUCGUGGUGAAGGCGGAAGGCACCAAUGUGCUGGGAAUUAUCACAUUCAGCCUCGCUCUGGGAAUUGUCAUCGCUAAGCUUGGUGAUGAAGGGAGACCUCUGGCGGCGUUUUUCGAAGCCUUGAAUAUGGCGGUUAUGAAGUUGAUAACACUUGUCAUCUGGUACGCUCCGAUAGGCAUUGUCUUUCUCAUCGCCUCGAAAAUCGUCGAAAUCGACGAUCCACUGUUGGUACUUCAUCAGCUCAGCUGGUUCGUUUUAACCGUCAUGCUGGGAUUCGCCAUCCACGGGAUCCUCGUUUUACCCCUCGUCUUCGGGCUCUUCGCCAGGAGAAACCCGUUUUCUUAUCUUUGUAACAUGCUGGAAGCGAUCAUCACAGCCUUUUCGACGGCUUCUAGCGCCGCCACUCUGGUUGUCCAUUUCGUCACCCCAGUAGGGACGACGAUUAACAUGGACGGCUCAGCGAUCUAUCAGGCGAUAGCCGCCAUUUUCCUGGCACAGUAUAACGGAAUGACGCUGAACGCGGGCCAGGUGGUCACAGUCGGAAUAACGUCUGUAGCGGCUUCGGUAGGCGCUGCAGCUGUGCCGAGCGGCUCUCUCAUCGUCAUGGUGAUGGUACUGACGUCAGUGGGCAUUCCCACUGACAUUACACUCAUCGCCGCCAUCGAUUGGUUUCUAGAUCGUUUCCGGGCGGUUGUUAAUGUGGAAGGUGACGCCUUCGCCGCUGGUGUGGUUGGAACGUUGGCAAGGGACGGGUUACACAAGGAACGCGUCAUCGUGGAACACAGCCGGUUCGGCGGACAGAGAGAGACUGCACUGAAUCUCAAAGAUGACUAUUACGAGCUUCCGUAGUAUUAUACAUGCACCUCCGGCAGAGAUUCGGCGACUCACUGCAGCACGGGUAACAGAUGUUUGAAUUCAUAUAUUUUCAAGAUGGAUUAGGUUUUGUGAAGUUUAUUGAACGGUUCAUUUGUUGUGGCAGGCUACCACAAGUAUACGUGGGAUUUGAGAUAGCUGCAUACGCAAAGCGUGUCUACCAUUGUGUGUUAUCAUACACAUGCAUGAGCCUCGAAUAGCAUACCUUGUUAUACUCCUUAUCUGUCAACCAUAUUUUUAAAUAAAAGUAGACCAGGCGAUUUUUCUGCUCAGGUUUCAUGGUGUACACAUCACUGACAGCAUACAUGCAUACACGUGUAUGAAUAUUGCUUCACAUCAUGAACAGGCCUGUUAUGUCAAUAUACAAUAUGUUCAGCCCUAUUAUCAA
This is a messenger RNA of Liolophura sinensis, 1980 nucleotides long. Its product is annotated as excitatory amino acid transporter 1-like. The record is from RefSeq and is a predicted model, not a curated record. Gene Ontology annotation, molecular function: L-glutamate transmembrane transporter activity; neutral L-amino acid transmembrane transporter activity; glutamate:sodium symporter activity. Gene Ontology annotation, cellular component: plasma membrane. Gene Ontology annotation, biological process: L-glutamate transmembrane transport. Lineage: Eukaryota; Metazoa; Mollusca; Polyplacophora; Chitonida; Chitonidae. The transcript is spliced from 9 exons. Bases 54 to 1568 code for a protein of 504 amino acids.